Molecule: messenger RNA, 3963 nt
Organism: Lineus longissimus
Lineage: Eukaryota; Metazoa; Nemertea; Pilidiophora; Heteronemertea; Lineidae
Product: PWWP domain-containing protein 2A-like
Exons: 3
Coding region: 7-1827 (606 amino acids)
Cellular component (GO): chromocenter; nucleus
Molecular function (GO): chromatin binding
Source: RefSeq, a predicted model, not a curated record
GCCAAGAUGGCCGACUUAAAAGAAAAUAAAGCCCGAUUAUUAAAGGGUUCAAAACAUAUGAUAUGCGUUGAAGAAGCAGUAGAUAAUGUGAUAGUUGUUCGCUUAGACAUACGUGGCACAGUUUAUAGGGGUGUUUUGUUAAAUUCCACAAGCGAAAAUAUACCAUAUGGGGUAAAUUUGAGCCGUAUUCGUGGAGAUGUAGCCAGCAAAGCAGACCCAUGUCCACAAUCGGACAAGAAAUCUUCCAUUGAAAACUCGAGCGUGGUGGCCCGGCACACAUACGUCGCAGAUUCUCCAGGAGAGGCGCCUCAAAUCUCACAGCCAGCUUCUCAAGUAUUUAAUAAGAGUUGGAAGGACAAGACGAUACGUAAUAUUCGGCUACGCCCGCGGCAGGUUUUGUGUUCGAAGUGUAAAGCAAGUUGCAACGAGGGUGGUGAGGCCAGGAAGGCGCCCCCAAAUCCACCCACGAAACAACCAACUCCUCUUCCCCCACAAAUAAUGCCUCAUCCUAGGGUGGUCCUAAGAAAACGGCGGUCAGAAUUUGUGACAAUUGACGACCCAGAAUAUAUGGGGUCGAAGAAAAUUAAGCUCAGUUCUACACCGAUUAUAAAGAAAACUAGCCCUGUUAUCAAAAUCUCAUUUGCUAACCCGCAGGGGAAAGGUACCGUUGUUGAAAUCGCGCCUAAGGUUCAGACUGAGUGUGGAUCGGAUAGUGAUACUGAUGACUACGAGUAUUUGAGAUUAAUGGAUGGGAAAGGGGAUGCCACUGAUGGUCAUGACAUGGGUGUGUACGGACACAAAAAGGUGAAAAAGUCUUUGAAGAAAGCAAGAGAAAACAAAACUGCUCAAAGUCCUUUGUAUGAACCAGCACCUGAGACAACUAAGCGCACAAAGCACAAUAAGCACAAAGUUAAACAUAGGCACAGACAUCGCCAUGGCGGUACGAAACAGGGACGACACAAACAGAAGAAAGAAAUAAAAUCGGAAAAAUAUGACUUUCCUACACCGCUCUCGCCCGCAUCAAUUGCAAUGCCAAGCCCUCGGGAAGGCGGCAAUACCCCAAGUAGUAACUCCCAUGGUGGGUAUCAAGGGGUACCAGGCUUGUGGCCUGGUCAACCAAUAGGUAUGGAGAGUCCCGCUGCUACACCAGUUAGUCCCAUGAGACAAGUAAACCCUCUUUACUCUCCGAUGAUAAGCGAACAGCAAAGCGAUGACAGUGAAAAUACAUUGGUGCCCACUUCUAAUGACGGACUCGUGACGCUUCUGAAACCAUGUCGCGGUGCAUCAAUGGAGUCUCCUGUCUCUCGUGGGACAGCAGAGAACGUUUUGUCAAGUAACAAUCGCGUUGGGAAUACCGACAAUUCAGAUUCUGCUUCAAAUUCCGAUUCAUCGGAAUAUGCGAGUCAGGCACCGCCUAAUAUGGACACAGUAGAACAGAUACGCCCUCUGAUGAUGAGGAUUCAGACAAAAUAUGUGAAAAAGGUUGUCCUUGAUGACGGUCGCGGUAUUGGUGUGGGCGACAUCGUUUGGGGGAAAAUUCACGGUUUUCCCUGGUGGCCCGGUCGUGUGAACUCAAUCAGUAUCAGUCAGAAGGACAAUGGAGUAAUGAUAUCCCAACAAGCUCAUGUAUCUUGGUUCGGGUCGUCGACGAUGUCCAACAUGCUCUGCUCCGAUCUGUUUCCAUUCUUGGAAGAGUUCAAGCUACGCUUCAAGAAGAAAAAACGUGGCCCGUACAAGAUUGCUAUCAAGCAAGCGACAAUGGCAGCCCAGGCGCUGCUCGGAGACGACCAUCCAGUGUAUGAAUUGGAUGGUCUCGAUACAUUAUAACUUGUUCACUACAUUUCAAAAAUGAUCUUCUUCUGCAACAUUCGCUUUAUCCUUGGUGCCAAAACAAGAACGUCUGGUGAUGGGAGGUGGAGGGAGGCAAAACAAUACCGACCUACAAUUACACAGACAUGAUAGACGCUCAAAGUCUGUGUAACAGUAACCUAGGUCCAUGUACAUUGUAUGAUUCUAGUCAUUUUCAUGCAGCUGUCAAUUUAAACCCUGUACCCCCUCUCAGAGGUCACGACUAAUUUAGUGUCAAGUUCCAUGUGAACAGUUGUUUGGCUCGUUGACAUUUCGUCGACCAGAAAACUAUGUAGGUGUUUAAAAUGUUUCAACUAUUUCUUAGUUCACAAUAAACAUGAUAGAAAGCUAUUUAUAGUCAGGAAAAAAAAUUUGAAAAUGUAGAGCCCCUGGCAGUUUCAAGUCCGUAGUGAAUUAGUUUUGAAUCUUGGCCCAGGAAAAAAGUGUGUCCUAUUAAUUGGUGAUUGUCAAAGGGGGGGGUACAGGGUUUACCGCUGUAUUACAUGUAGUUCCUGUUGGUCGUGUCUGUGCUGUAUGGUAAAAAUAACAAAACGUCGCUUUAUUCUCUGUAGCGUAAUACAAAAAUUGUAGACAGCGUGCUGGAAUUACUUUGCUAGAUCUUUUCGGGAUUGUUUUAUACAAUGCUAACUAUGUUUACAAUAUCAUUAUCACAUAUUCACAUUCACAUGCAUCGCGUAUUAAUGGAUGUUGCCAAUCUCCUUGGGUUUCGAUUUCGAAAUGCAACCAUCAAUGAAUUAGUCCUCUGUUCAAUACUAAUCUUGAAAGGCUGUUAGUGGUAUUUAGAGUGUACGCAUACACCCCGGUAGUAAGGGAUGUCAUCCGGCCAGGAAAAGUCAGCUACUGACCAUUCUGACUGACAUUGUGACUGAUUGGAAAAAGUACAGUUGGCGUGUCCUUGCAUCCUGACGUCUCGACCUCAUUUGCAAGAUGUUCAUUGUCCCUUGUGACUCCCCUGGUCUUUUUUGUUUGGCUGCUCAUCCAUUCGUCAUUAUUUGUGAUGUGUCUCAUUCUUGAUCACGAUUUAUCAAUGUUGUCGGUAAAAAAUGUUAUCACAACCAUGACGCAUUCUAGCUCAGAUUUUUUAAAGAAUAUACAUGUACCCAGUACUAUUUGCUUGGGUUGAAACUACUUCUUCCAGCGGAAUACACCUACUGGUAUUGUGUGUGGAGAAGUGUACUUUUGUUGUAAACUUUCAUAAAUUUGUGAACUUUUUUUUCUCAAUCAUUUUGAACUUAGAUAGGCCAAGUGCAUAUCUCUUGAAAAUUGAAUUUGUGAACUGACAUUAUGGAUUUUCCUACUGAAUCCAGGUGUCAAUUAAGAAGUUUCUGGGAGUUGAGAAUAUUCUUACCAAGUUUCAUUAUGAUAGCAUUUGCGACUUUUGAAAUACAAUUGAAAUGACUUUUUAGGCAGAAUAAUAUUAAAGUAGUGAGUAUGUAAUUAGUGUCGGGCAGACCGUUCAUUUGCUCUACAGGUAUCAAGCUGUAUCAAACCAACAAGUAAAUAUUGACUGAUUUGUAAUUGGAACGCUGAGGCGUACCCCUUUAAAAGCUCAAGUGCAGUAUAUUGCAUUAUAUUGUACACUGGUCUGCUUGCUGGAUCUUCAACUAGAUGUUUGUAUUGUAAUGUGGAUCACUCAAACAAUAGUGCAAUGUUUUGGAAAUUAGAAAUUUUCAAGUAUUAAGGUAAAGUGGUACAAUUAUUGCCCCAGUACAAUUAUACCCCAGUACAAUUAUACCCCUACUGCAGUGUAAAACACACAAAGGCUAUAAUUGUCCCGUGCCUAUCAUUGUACCACUUCGCCUUAACCAAUUCUGUAUGAUUCAGCCUGGUCUCGUGGCACACUCCCCUGUUGUGUAUUACUCGUUUAAAACAGAGCGUUGAAACUUUCUGAGCGGUGAGAAUUAUUUCAGGGAUGUUCACUGGAGAAAGACGAUAUUUUUAAGUUUGGAUUUUUUCCAAACCAUCUGACAUGUCUAAUGGCUAUAUUAGUCAGGUUUGAUUUAUUUACUGUAUUAGCUCUUUACCGAAAUGGAAUAUCACAGUGUUCAGUGGAUCCUGUACAUUGCUUUUCUAAUAAAUGUGUAUGUAAUCAAA